Molecule: messenger RNA, 1220 nt
Organism: Jatropha curcas
Lineage: Eukaryota; Viridiplantae; Streptophyta; Magnoliopsida; Malpighiales; Euphorbiaceae
Product: Chlorophyll A-B binding family protein
Biological process (GO): photosynthesis, light harvesting
Cellular component (GO): membrane
Source: RefSeq, a predicted model, not a curated record
AAUACCGAACAAUUGGUGCCUUCGGGGGCCAGCAGUCAUGGUUCUGCAACUUCAUCCACAGGCUUCGGUGUCCUCUCCUUUAUUAUCUUCUUCUUCUUCUUCUUUCUUUGUGCAAGGCUCAAAACCACUGGCCCCAAAACCUCGAAAAAUUCUGCUCAAAAGAAUCGCCAGCAGUUCUACUCCCCCUUGCAAAGCUUCAUGGCAAGAGCUCGCUGGAGUUCUGGUUUUCUCGGCGAUUCCUUUCACAGCAGUGAAAGCUAUUGCCAAUAGUCCGCUGGGUGAGUCUCUCCAGAGACGAAUGGAGGAGAGGAAGAAAGUUGCCAUCCAGGAAUCCUCCAAGCUCCAGGCUUUAGCUGCAAAGGCCCGUAAAGAGAGCUUGUGGUAUGGAGAAGAGCGUCCCCACUGGCUUGGUCCCAUUCCAUAUGACUACCCCCAAUAUCUUACUGGAGAACUGCCUGGAGAUUAUGGUUUUGAUGUUGCAGGUCUAAGCAAAGACCCUGUGGCUUUCCAGAGAUACUUCAACUUUGAAAUACUUCAUGCUCGUUGGGCUAUGCUUGCUGCCCUUGGUGCUUUGGUUCCAGAGUUACUGGAUUUAUCUGGUGCCUUCCACUUCAUUGAACCUGUAUGGUGGCGAGUUGGCUAUUCAAAGCUUAAGGGAGAUACACUGGAUUAUCUUGGCAUCCCAGGAUUGCACCUAGCUGGAAGCCAAGGUGUGAUUGUCAUUGCUAUUUGCCAAGCUCUCCUCAUGGUCGGACCAGAGUAUGCAAGAUAUUGUGGGAUUGAGGCAUUGGAGCCUUUGGGAAUUUACCUACCAGGAGAUAUAAAUUAUCCAGGAGGGGCACUUUUUGAUCCCUUGAAUCUCUCGGGUGAUCCAGUAGCUUUCGAGGAGCUGAAGGUGAAAGAAAUUAAAAAUGGGCGCUUAGCUAUGGUUGCAUGGUUAGGCUUUUAUGCCCAAGCUGCUCUGACUGGUAAAGGUCCAGUUCAGAACCUUCUUGAGCACAUAUCAGAUCCAUUUCAUAACAAUCUGUGUUCUGUUCUCAAGUUGAUGUAAUAUAAUACAUGUUUUUGAAUGUACAGAGUACGGAGAGAUGACCGGAGAAUUUGAUUUCUCGGUGUAUUUGUAACUGACAAGUGACUUGGAACUUGAAAUUCAGGUCACUUUUGUCAUCUUUAUUACACGGUAAAUUUCCAAAAAUCAAGUUUAGCACUAGCUUUAGGAA